Drosophila takahashii is the source of this 1170-nucleotide messenger RNA. The record is from RefSeq and is a predicted model, not a curated record. Lineage: Eukaryota; Metazoa; Arthropoda; Insecta; Diptera; Drosophilidae.
AGGGCUUAAAACUUGAAAUCGUAUGGGAAAUCUGAUUUUAAAGCUUCCCUUAAAUUUAACAGGCGGGCAAGAAAACGGCCCUUUAACCUUAAUAUUCACCUAAAUUUUGAUUACGUAGUAUAAGGUCAGCCACUUACCAAAAAAAAAAACAACAACACUAUCAAGCAUCCGGAAUUUGUUCAACCUCAGGAAACCUCAGCGAUUACUCUUAUCAGAAUUUUACAGUUUCUUUGUUUCAAAACACGCAGAUUAAUUUCAGUUGGUCUUGAAAGAUCUCUUCGAGUGGUGGUCAUACACUUUCGAAAUGCUGAAGCAUGUUUUUUUUUCUGUGUCGGUCCUUAUUAUCCUGAAUGUGCCAGGACUCGCGGCGAGUUCGCAGGAUCUGAUGGAUCUGAAUCCCGAGACCAAUUCCACACUGCAAAGCAUCCACGGCGAACAGCAGUCCAUCCAAAUGAAACUCCUGGCAGUUCAGUCGACGGUGGAGGCCCAAAGAAUCACAAUGCUGAAUUCUUUGAAGAACAUCAUAACCAACGAAGACCUCGGGGCGAAACUCAACGAGACUGAGAGACAAUUGAAGAACCUUCUUCACCUGCUGGAAACCAAGCUGGAUGCCCUUUUGGAAUCGAAAGAGAACUUCGAAAAGAGAUUCAACGAUACGGAAGCUCAAUUACAGACGGUACUCAGUAUGGUGCCCAAAAAAGAAUCCAAUCCUCUGGAAGCCCCGUCGACGAACUACUCAAAACACAUCCCACUGCAGUACGAGAAAAUAGGCACAAGGUAUUUCUAUAUUGAGAAGAAUCUUACGAAAAAUUGGUUCGAGGCCGCAGCAACUUGUCACCAGAUGGGCGGCUAUUUAGCGGGCAUUAAAACCCUAAAGGAAUUGUUUGCCAUCCAAUUGGAACUUGAAGAUAAUACUUGGUACUGGCUUGGUAUCAACGAUCUGAUGACCGCAGGGCAAUUCUUAUCAGUAGCCUCUGGAAAGCCAGCAAACACUUUGAAUUGGUACUCACAACAUCCCAAAAACGACAGAAAAUGCGUUCAACUAAGAAACGGAUUAAUGAUUGAUUAUAGCUGUACAGAUAAUAUUAAUUUUAUUUGUCAGGCUGACAGCGAAACAUAAAUAAACAAAAAUUAUAGUAUAAUAUGAGUUUAUUAUACUUAUAAUGACAA